GAGGUGCGGCCUCGUCACCAUGACCAACGUGGUUAAGACUUUGCACAAUCUGCAGCCCCCCGGUGUGCUGAGCGGCGGCCCGCCCGCAGACACGCAAACUCGAGCCACUUCUAAGAGCCUGCUACCUGUUAAGUCCAAAGAAGCCAAUGUUUCCAGACUUCUUCAUUCAGGAGAUUCAGAGAAUGACAUUCCAAAAAUCACCAAACCAAGACGAGAGAAUGGGCAGGUGAAAGCUGCAGAUAAUACCAUCAGGAAGAACCUCAAAAAGAACUAUAAACCAUUGAGUAAGCAGAAAUCAGAGGAAGAUCUCAAGGAUAAGAAUCAGCUCUUAGAGGCCGUCAACAAACAGUUGCACCAGAAAUUGACUGAAACUCAGGGAGAACUGAAGGACCUGACCCAAAAGGUGGAGCUACUGGAGAAGUUUCAGGACAACUGUUUGGCAGUUUUGGAGAGCAAGGGCCUAAACUCAGUUGCUGUUAGAAACUUUGCAAGAUGAGCUGAAGCUUUUUAAUGAAACAGCCAGAAAGCAGAUGGAAGAGUUACAGGCCUUAAAAGUAAAAUUGAAGGUGAAAGAAGACGAGAGGGCGCGAUU
This is a messenger RNA of Condylura cristata (star-nosed mole), 592 nucleotides long. RefSeq names its product kinetochore-localized astrin/SPAG5 binding protein (gene KNSTRN). The transcript has 7 exons. Lineage: Eukaryota; Metazoa; Chordata; Mammalia; Eulipotyphla; Talpidae. Gene Ontology annotation, cellular component: centriolar satellite; mitotic spindle; kinetochore. Gene Ontology annotation, biological process: regulation of attachment of spindle microtubules to kinetochore; mitotic sister chromatid segregation; spindle organization. The record is from RefSeq and is a predicted model, not a curated record. Bases 20 to 496 code for a protein of 158 amino acids.